Funneliformis geosporum is the source of this 499-nucleotide messenger RNA. NCBI's taxonomy places the organism in Eukaryota, Fungi, Glomeromycota, Glomeromycetes, Glomerales, Glomeraceae. The record is from the annotation of a GenBank genome assembly.
AGGUGAAGUGGAAAGCUUUGUGCAAAAGCUUCUUGAUAAAAAAUCAAGAAAAAAGAAAAAGUAUGACGGGAUUUUAUCUUUUAGCAGACAGUUUGAGUUCAUAUACGUAGAGACGGCAACAACUUCCAUACUUUCAAAGUCGGAUAAAGAUUUAUCGAAGCUACACAAUGCUAUUAUCCUUAUGUUUAAACAUAUGGUAUCAACAUUACCGGAAAAAUUACUACACGAGAUUUCAUCCAUGCCCAUUCUUUGCGUGCAAUUCAGCGGAGCAAGUGUUGAAGUAUAUUUAGCAAUCUGGUUAGCAAACAUGCGACCGGUAGUUUUUUCAAUUAUGGACUUCGAGAUAGCGGAAGAGAUAACGACAUUUCCGAAAAUGACAAAGCCUUUCAUUCAAAAUCUACAUAAAAGAUACCAAACAUUGUUAACGAAAGAGGCCGACUAUUAUUUGGAUGAUGACAAUACCUGGACAUCACCAAUAAGGAUGAAAGCUCGUCAUUAA